AUGUCGCAUACACGACCAACUACAAAAGUAAUCACAACCAGAAAGUCUGGUACUGUAAUAUCAAGUGAUGGAGUGAUGGAGAAGGCCAGAUACCCCCAAGAAUACAAUUGGUUCCGUCAAGCCCUUCGCCUGGCGGGCCCGGCGACGGCUGCGCUACUCACAGUCGAGGUGCUUCUUCUUGGGGCCCAUGACUUCGUGGGUCGUGGCCUUGCAGACGGCUUUGGCGACGGCCGAGCCGGUGACACUGUGCUGCGCCGCCGUGAUCCGGUCCGUGAUCGACUGGCCCGACAUGUCGACGACGAGGAGGAGGAGGAGGAAGGUGGUGAUCGCGCGGCCUUGAGGCUCUUUUCUUCCAGCUCCCCCUUGGACCCCAAAAUGAAGCAGCGGCGGCAGCAGGGCGAGGAAUUCCCCGGCGCCCAAAUCCCCUCAGCAGCAGCGGCGGCAGCCCAGAGAGUAGAAGGAGAAGGGCCGAGAGGGCAACGGGGCGGCAGGGAGGAGGAGGAGGAGGGCCGGCCACCGCCCCACCAAGGAGAAGCCCAGCCCAGUGCACCGGCCUUGUUGGAGCCUCCUCCUCCUGCUGCCGCUGAGGGGUUCAACCGAGGCCAGGCGGACGGAGGCUCCCUCCUUCCCUCAGAGGACUCCGGCUCGCUCUGGCGGGCGCCUCUGCCUCAGACAGGUCCUCUCCUUCUCGCCCUUCCGUCUGCCUGCCUGCCUGCUUGCUUGUCCGCCCUCUCAGCUGGGACCCCGUCCCCUUUCUACCUCCUCUUCCUACACCACGCCUCCCUCCUCCUCCUCCUCCUCGCCGAUCUCUUUCCCCCUUUCGCGUUCCCACUCCCAGACAAAAUGGCGGCGGAGCUGCGGCGGCGUCAGGUGACGGCCACCAUGGUUCGCCCGCCUGUCGCGCUUCCCUCCACGCCUCAGCCCUCUCGCUGGCCCUGGGGGAUUCCGCCCGCCAGAAUGUGUGCCGGCGGGCGGGCGGGCGGGCGAGCUGGUGGUGCACACACACGCUCCUUGUCUUACAAGCACAAGCACGUACACUCGCAAGUGCACACACGCGCCAGGCUCGCUUCACCAUCCAUGCCUCACCCUGUCAUACACACUCACUCGUCCCAUCCCUCACUGUCGCUCCAUCUCACUCACACACACCUGCAUACAUUCGGUCCAUUUCUCCCUCCUAACAGAAGCUCACUCCAGCCCUCUUUUUCUGUCUCUCUCAUACACAUUAGCUCCAUCACUCUCUCUCUCUCACACACACACACAUUCACUCCAACUCUCACCCAAGCUCAUUUCUCUCACACACAUAACACAUAUAGCACACAUUCCCUAGUCUGGAUGGAUGGGAGGUUGCCUGCUCUUGAUUGGGUUACAUUCCCUUUGAAGGAACAGGUAUGUCACUUGGGGUUUCUUCUAGAUCCUUUGUUGAGGCUCAGGUGGCCUCAGCAGCCCUGAGUGCUUCCCAUCCACUUUGGCUGGUGGCCCAGUUGUACACCUAUUUGGACUUCUGUCAUCUUAUGCUCUGGUAACCUCCAGGUCAAUUACUGCAAUGUGUUGUAGGUGGGGCUGCCUGUGAAGAUAGUUCAGAAACUUCAGCUGGUGCAGGAUUUGGCUACCUGGUUGUACACUGGGGCAAGAGUUUGAGCAUAUUACACCGAUCCUGGCCCAAUUACACUGGCUGCCAAUUAGUUUCCGGACCCAAUUUGAAGUGCUGGCUUCAACCUAUAAAGCCUUAAACAGCUCAGGACUGCAAUACCUCAAGGACCACCUCAUCCCAUAUGAACCAACCUGGAUCCUGCCAUCGUCAUGUGAGACCCAUCAUUGUGUGCUUCCUCCAUGAGAGGUCUGGAGGGUGACAACAUGAAAACGGGCCUUUUCCGCAGUGGCUCCCUGUUUGUGGAAUGCUCUCCCCAGCUUCUGCAGACGCAGCAUAUGGAAAAAGAAAACAGGAAAUAAAUCAGCAGUUUAUAUGGACAGGCAGCAGCACUAAGAAAGAAAGAAAUGAAAAUCACAUUGCUGCAAGGCAGCCUUUGACAACCUGGUGCCUUUCAGAUGUUUCAGACUAGUACUCCCAUCAGUUCCAGUCAGAGGUUAGUGAAGGCUGCUGUAAAGCUUUCUUUUAAAAUCAAUGCAUAUUCCUACACCCGAGUAUGAAGAAUGGUGCUGGGAAUUGUAGCUCUGUGAGGGAUAGACUACAGUUCCCAGGAUUCUCUGGGGGAUGACAGGUGCUUCAAAUGUAUGAUGUAAAUGUGACGAGCUUCUGAACGCAGAAUAGAGUGUUUUGGAACUCAUUAAUAUCUGCAUUUGCUGCUAUCAAAGCUCAGAGAGGCAGGUUAGCAGCAAAAUAUGUCUCAGCUUGGGACAAAAAAGCAAAGCAAAACUGGUUCAUGCAAACAGUGUUUCAGGACAGGAGCCAAUACAUCAGCCAAACCAAGAUGUUUUCAGCUGACUUCUGCUCCAGUUACACAUUUAGUAAUACAAUUGCUCCACCACUUCCUGAUCUGAUAUUCACUUCCUUUUUCCUGCUACCUAAAAAACAAAAAAACAAAGCAGCUUAACUAUUUGGCAUGUCCGUGAGAGUUAAACUUGGAGAGCAUAGCAAAACGCUUCUGAAAGGGCAAGCACAUAAAUUCCUUAGCCUAGAUUUAUAUGACUUAUGGCAUAAGCACAUACAUUUCUAGCCCAAAGAAAGUUCCACUGAGCUCAAUAAGGCUUCCACAUAGACUCAUAGAAUUGUAUAGUUGAAAGAGGCCAUCAUCUAGUCCAAGCUCCUGCAAUGCAGGAAUCCUGCCCUCAGCCAAUCCCUUGGUGGGCACAAACCACCAGCCUUCUGGUUAACAGUCACAUGCACAGACUUGUUAUAGCACAAGAGGUAUAGGACUGAAGCCCUGAGCUUCCACAGCCAUCACUCAACAUGAACCACCACUGGCAGGAACAGCAGCAGGUAUCUUCUAUGCUUAUGAUAAUACUUAAUUCGCUUGUUAAUUAUGUUGUUUUAAAUGUGCAUUUUAUAUUUGACUCCCUUUAUUAAAUGAUUUCUUUUGAAAUGUGUUAUUUUUGUUUACUUUACUGUGCUAAAUGUGCAUUCUGGAACU
Molecule: messenger RNA, 3089 nt
Organism: Podarcis raffonei (Aeolian wall lizard)
Lineage: Eukaryota; Metazoa; Chordata; Lepidosauria; Squamata; Lacertidae
Exons: 3
Coding region: 1-1449 (482 amino acids)
Source: RefSeq, a predicted model, not a curated record